GGCGUCAGGGACAUACAGGAGUUUAGGAUUACCUCUCACACACACACAACUGAAAAGCUCUCACACGCUAAUGAUUUUUCCCCCCACUCACACCAACUACUGAAACGCUCUGUACACACUACUGAAAGACUCUCACAGUCUCACUUGAAAUGCUUUCACUCUAAGGAUUUUUUUUCCACUCACACAUUAAAACACUCUCACAGGCAAUAUUUAAACACUCAACACACUACUGAAACACUCUCUUACGCACUGCUGGAACGCGUCUGUACACAAUUCUGAAACUCUCAUGUCCUGAAACGCUCACACACUACUGAAAUGUUUUCGUACACUACUAAAAACGCUCCCUUAUACACUGCUGAAAUACUCAUUGACACUGAUUUUUAUCUCUCGCUCAAACACACUUCUAACCCGCUCUCACACACCCUACUGAAACACUCUCAUACACACUACUGAAAUGCUCUCAUGAUCACUAGAGAAACACUCUCGAACAUACUGUUGAAUUGCUCUCAUACACAGUACUGAAACACAUACACACUACUAAAACGCUCGCAUUCGCACUACUGAAACGCUUUCGUACACGCCACUAAAACGCUCUUAUACAAAUUACUGAAACACUCACGGACACACACACACACGCACAACUGAAAUACUCUCAAAAGCUCCUGAAACUCAAACACACACGAUUAAAAUUUAAAUGCUCUCAUACACCCUACUGAAACGCUGUCAUAAGAUUAUACAGUACUGAAACUCAUUCACACACACUCAAAAUCUUUCAGAAACCUUACUAAAACACUCUCAUUGACACAACUGAAACUCUCACACACUAUUUAAAUACUCACACUCUACUGAAACAAUGUCUCUCUCACACACACACACACACACACACACACACACUAUUGAAAUACUCAUAGACACAACUGAAACGCUCGUAUACACACACUUGCAAAGCUGACACAUCUCACACAUACUAGUGAAACUUCUAUUUCAGCUGUGAAUGAGGGCAUUCCACUUGUGCGUGUAAGAGCACUUCAGCAGUGUGUAAGAGAGCGUUUAAGUUGCUGGGGAGUAUGAGGGUUUCAGUGCUGUGUGAGUGUUUCAGUAGUGCAUAUGAGUACAUUUCAGUAGUGUGUGUGAGAGCAUUUCAGUAGUGAGUGAGAGCGUUUCCCGUGUGUGUCACUGUUUCAGGAAGUAGUGUGUGAGAGUGUUCCAGCAGUGUGUAUGAAAGCAUUUCAAGUGAGCAUGUGAGAGCAUUUCUGUAGUCUGUUUGAGAGUGUUUCAGUUGUUUUGAUGAGAGGUAAUCCUGAAACUCAUGCGCACUCCCUUUUUAUCUUGUUUACCUGAGAACAUUUCACCCUGCGCUGUGAAGCCUCGGCCAAGCGCAGCCUGAACCACGGCAUCCAUGUCAACGGACGGCUGCAGCAGAUGGCCACGACGGAGGUUCGGCUCAAUCACACGAUCUACAUCAACAAUUUGAACGAGAAAAUUAAGAAAGAUGAGUUGAAGAAGUCUCUGUAUGCCAUCUUCUCACAGUUUGGCCAGAUUCUGGACAUCUUGGUGGCACGUACUUUGAAAAUGAAGGGUCAGGCCUUUGUCAUCUUCAAAGAGGUGAACAGUGCCUCCAAUGCGCUCAGAUCCAUGCAGGGAUUCCCAUUCUAUGACAAACCCAUGCGCAUCCAGUAUGCCAAUCAAGAUUCGGACAUCAUUGCCAAAAUGAAAGGCACUUAUGUAGAGCGCGAUCGUAAGAAGGAGAAGAAGAAGCCCGUAAAGCCAGAGUCGAGCGGUAACAAGAAGGCGUCGGCGGCCGCCAUGGGUGGAGGCGUGCCUGGAGCCAUGCCCGGAAUGCCUCAGAUGAACCAGGGGGGCCGCAUGAUGCACAUGCCAGGACAGCCUCCCUAUAUGCCCCCACCGGGCAUGAUGCCACCCCCUGGAAUGGCGCCUGGUCAGAUGCCCCCUGGUGGCAUGGGUCAUGGUCAGAUGAUGCCCGGACAGAUGCCCCAGCAGGAAAAUCCUCCCAAUCACAUCCUCUUCCUCACCAACUUGCCCGAGGAGACCAACGAGCUCAUGCUGUCCAUGCUCUUCAACCAAUUCCCGGGAUUCAAGGAAGUGCGCCUGGUGCCCGGCCGGCAUGACAUCGCCUUCGUGGAGUUUGACAACGACGUGCAGGCCGGCGCCGCACGAGACGCACUGCAAGGGUUCAAGAUCACGCAGAGCAACGCCAUGAAGAUCUCCUUUGCCAAGAAAUAGCACGUCUUUUUAUCGCUCCCUCGCACAGGUCUGUUUAUCGCUGGGACACAAACUGAGAAUUUUUUUAAUAUGCCGUUUUCCCAUUCCUUACUCUUAAGUGUUUGUUUUGUUUGGUUUGUGUGAAAGCAUUGCACCCAGCGUCUGGUCAGACAUCACACCUGGAGCUUCUUAUUUUUUUGCAAUAAAAACGAACUUUCUCAGAGAAAAUGUUCUGCCUCAUGA
Phyllopteryx taeniolatus (common seadragon) is the source of this 2466-nucleotide messenger RNA. It is a transcript of the gene snrpa, whose product is annotated as small nuclear ribonucleoprotein polypeptide A. Gene Ontology annotation, biological process: mRNA splicing, via spliceosome. The record is from RefSeq and is a predicted model, not a curated record. Bases 1423 to 2244 code for a protein of 273 amino acids. NCBI's taxonomy places the organism in Eukaryota, Metazoa, Chordata, Actinopteri, Syngnathiformes, Syngnathidae. Gene Ontology annotation, molecular function: U1 snRNA binding. Gene Ontology annotation, cellular component: U1 snRNP. The transcript has 7 exons.